UUUGCUUGAUCAUUGAUGCCGGUUCUCAUCACAUUUACCAAAUAAAACCGAAAAAAGCAGCACACAGUUUACAAAUAAAUUCCGUAAAACGGAUGUAUUUCAAUAGUGCGCAGUAAAUAGAUUGAAGUCAAUAUGAAGUUGAGUGUGGAUGGUUUGCUGGUGUAUUUUCCAUAUGAAUACAUUUAUCCAGAGCAAUAUGAGUACAUGUUGGAGCUGAAGCGAACUCUUGACGCAAAGGGACAUUGUUUGCUUGAAAUGCCCAGUGGGACCGGGAAAACGGUGACAUUGUUGUCGUUCAUUGUUGCCUACAUGAUGGAAAAUCCAAAUAUCAUACGAAAAUUGAUUUAUUGUUCGCGUACUGUGCCCGAAAUCGAAAAAGUUAUUGCCGAAUUGAAAACUCUAAUGGAAUACUACGAAAAACAUUCAACCGUACAACCAAAUAUGACCGGUUUGGUGCUUAGCUCACGUAAGAAUAUGUGCAUACACCCCGAUGUAUCAAAAGAACGAGAAGGAAAGGCAGUCGAUGGAAAGUGUUAUGGAUUAACAGCUGCUCAUGUGCGCGAACGAAGUAAACAUGAUGAUACGGUGCCAAUUUGUCAGUAUUAUGAAGGUUUCGAUAUUGAAGGACGCGAAUCAUUUCUACCAGUUGGCAUUUACAAUUUGGAUGAUUUGAAACAGUAUGGACGUGAUCGAAAUUGGUGCCCAUAUUUUACAGCACGUUAUGCCAUAAACAAUGCACACAUCAUUGUUUACAGUUACCAUUAUUUGUUGGAUCCGAAAAUCGCUGAGGUUGUGUCAAAACAAUUGUCGCGUCAGGUUGUCGUUGUAUUCGAUGAAGCUCACAACAUCGAUAACGUAUGCAUCGACUCAAUGAGUGUGAAAAUCAAUCGUCGGACCAUCGAACGGGGACAAACGGCACUCAAUAAAUUGGAGCAAUAUGUCAAAGAAAUCAAAGAAGAAGACGAAAAUCAAUUGCAAAGAGAAUAUCAAAAUAUGUUGGAUGGUUUAAGAAAGGCCAGUGAAGAAAAGGAUGCCGAUAUGGUUCUUGCGAAUCCAAUCCUUCCAGAAGAUAUACUCCAAGGCGCCGUUCCCGGGAACAUAAGAACUGCUGACCAUUUUUUGAGCUUUAUGAAGCGUCUCAUUGAAUACAUAAAAACGAGACUACGUGUGCAGCAUGUAGUGCAAGAGACUCCGGCUCGAUUUCUCAAAGACAUUCAACAAAAAGUGUGCAUCGAACGAAAACCGCUGAGAUUUUGUGCAGAGAGAUUGGCAUCAUUGAUGCGAACAUUGGAAAUCACCGACAUGACAGACUACGGAGGAUUGGUUGUUAUUUCACACUUUGCCACAUUAAUAUCCACAUACACAAAAGGAUUUACAAUUAUUGUAGAGCCAUUCGAUGACAAAACGCCAACGGUCAUCAAUCCGAUUUUGCAUUUUAGCUGCUUGGACUCAUCGAUCGCAAUGAAACCAGUAUUUCAGCGAUUUCAAAGUGUUGUAAUCACAUCGGGUACGUUGUCGCCCAUUGAUAUGUAUCCGAAAAUUCUAAAUUUCACACCAGUUCUAAUGAGCUCAUUCACCAUGACCUUGGCGAGACCAUGUUUAUUACCCAUGAUUGUAUCAAAAGGUAACGACCAAGUGGCCAUAUCAUCGAAAUUUGAAACUCGCGAGGAUACAGCGGUUAUAAGAAAUUAUGGACAAUUAUUGGUGGAAACAGCGAGAGUUGUGCCAGAUGGUGUUGUAUGUUUUUUCACCUCGUACUUGUAUUUAGAAUCAGUUGUCGCAUCAUGGUAUGACCAAGGCAUUGUCGACCAGUUGCUCAAGCAUAAACUGUUGUUUAUCGAAACACAAGACAGUGCAGAAACAUCGUAUGCUUUGAUGAAUUAUGUGAAAGCAUGUGAUUGUGGUAGAGGUGCUAUUUUAUUGGCCGUUGCUAGAGGCAAAGUUUCCGAAGGAGUAGAUUUUGAUCAUCAUUAUGGCCGAGCUGUACUUAUGUUUGGGAUACCCUACGUAUAUACCCAGUCAAGAAUAUUGAAAGCACGUUUGGAGUAUUUACGAGAUCAAUUUCAAAUUCGCGAAAAUGACUUUCUCACCUUUGAUGCUAUGCGGCACGCUGCGCAGUGUGUGGGUCGUGCAUUACGUGGCAAAACUGACUAUGGUAUAAUGAUAUUUGCUGACAAGCGAUUCUCUCGACAAGAUAAGCGAUCUCGAUUGCCGAAAUGGAUACAAGAGCAUCUAACCGACAAUUAUGUGAAUUUAAGCACAGAGGAAGCGAUGCAAACAGCGAGAAGAUGGUUACGUCAAAUGGCUCAACCAUUUUCGCGUGAAGAUCAACUGGGUAUUUCGUUGCUAACGCUGCAGCAACUUGAAGCGUUGGAACGUGAAAAGGCUAAAAAUAAGGCCGCCGAUGGAGAUGAUGACGCACACGCUGGUAAUGGAAAUAAAGGGAAUGGCAAGCGUCAUGAUGAACAUGACGAUGAUGAAGAUGAUGCCGAUAUGAUGGAAAUUUUAUAAUUUUCUGAAAAAGAACAUAGUUUUAUAUGAAAUUGAAAUAAAAAACAAAUU
This is a messenger RNA of Contarinia nasturtii (swede midge), 2562 nucleotides long. It is a transcript of the gene Xpd, whose product is annotated as general transcription and DNA repair factor IIH helicase subunit XPD. The transcript is spliced from 10 exons. Gene Ontology annotation, biological process: nucleotide-excision repair; transcription by RNA polymerase II; positive regulation of mitotic recombination. NCBI's taxonomy places the organism in Eukaryota, Metazoa, Arthropoda, Insecta, Diptera, Cecidomyiidae. Gene Ontology annotation, molecular function: hydrolase activity, acting on acid anhydrides, in phosphorus-containing anhydrides; ATP binding; DNA helicase activity. The record is from RefSeq and is a predicted model, not a curated record. Bases 133 to 2511 code for a protein of 792 amino acids. Gene Ontology annotation, cellular component: nucleus.